AUGUAUGUGCUGCUCAAUUUGAAGGAUGAGGCGAUGCUGCAGAGUGUUGUACAGUUAUUGUUCUCCCAUGGUCAUCGGACGCUAUCCAUCGGUGAAACCAUCGAGAAUUUGUGUCCGACUUGCGAGAAGUCGAGCGCCGCUGCUGAUGCGCCACCACCGCCGCCAGAGUUCACCUGUUCAACACCAAUAAAACAGAAUUCAAAGCCGUACUUGAAGCGAGCUUAUGACAAUGUCUCCCCGAUUAUGGCCAACGCUCCAUCGUCGAAGUACGAAGAAGUCAGUGUGAAAGAAGAGCCGAGCGAUGAGGGAAACGAUGAGCCGGAUAUGACUGGCGAUAUUGAAGAGGACACCGACAGCUUCAAUUUGAGUCAGGCUUUAGAGUUGUUCGAUCAGACGAAGCAGAAUGAGGCGAAAAGUGGUGGAAAGAAGACGAAGCACGAGGAGCCGUUCGGCGAACUAUUCCAAUGUCAACUCUGCAAGAAAUGCAUAUCGCGGCACGGCCAAUACGCGAAUCUUCUGAAUCAUUUGUCGAGACAUGCGCGCCUUCACGCGUCGAAAAAACAGUAUUGUUGUCCAAAAUGCGGUUCGAGCUACACGCGGCGAUAUUUGGCAUCGGCUCACAUUAAGGAAGUGCACAAUGACAUGUCUACCGAGCCGCACGAUUAUGCGCACGAGUUGCGCGAGGAGUACAAAAGCCUCCUCGAGAUUUGUUUUCCCGGCGCUGGACAUCGCCGAGGGAAAUCGUCGAGCGCCGAAUAUUCGUCGUCGGUGAAAACGGCGAUUAUGAGCAUUCUCGAUGAGAAUGACAUUUUCCUUCCGCAAUCGGAAUUGUCGCUGAAUGAGUCGGUGAAGCGCGAUGUUGUCGAGGUUCACGUGGGAAGCGACAAGGCGACGUCGGUGAAAGAGGAGCCCGGCGACGGGCCGAGUCCGAAAUCGGCGAAAUUAGAUUCCUAA
This is a messenger RNA of Caenorhabditis bovis, 954 nucleotides long. The record is from the annotation of a GenBank genome assembly. Lineage: Eukaryota; Metazoa; Nematoda; Chromadorea; Rhabditida; Rhabditidae.